This is a messenger RNA of Anopheles maculipalpis, 996 nucleotides long. RefSeq names its product THUMP domain-containing protein 1 homolog. Gene Ontology annotation, biological process: tRNA modification. The coding region runs from base 1 to 996 and encodes 331 amino acids. Gene Ontology annotation, molecular function: RNA binding. The record is from RefSeq and is a predicted model, not a curated record. The transcript has a single exon. NCBI's taxonomy places the organism in Eukaryota, Metazoa, Arthropoda, Insecta, Diptera, Culicidae.
AUGUCGGAGGCGAAAAAAAUUAAAUUGGAUUCCUCUGGCCCACCGUCGGAUAAACGUAAACCCAAGCACGGCAAAGCGGGCAAGCGAAACUAUUACGCAAAGGCGCAGGACCAUGGUGCAGGAGAUCGCUGUCUGAAGCCGGGCCAUCGAGGAUUUCUUGUAACAUGCAACGGGCAUGUUCGAGAUUGCAUUCGUGAUAGCUAUCGCAUUUUGAAUGCAUAUGCAGACGAACUGUAUGGUACGGCAGAUAAAACUCCUACUCUCGACGAUAAUAGCGGUGGCGAUGGUGUCGAAUCAAACGUACCAAGCGAUGAGGAGGACAUUUCAAUCAAGCUACAGAAAGAGGCAGAAGCGGCCAGUCGAAAGCAGAACAAAAGCUUCCGAUUCCAGAACGUCGACAGUGGUGCCUUGAAUUGUCUGUUCAUCCAAACGACCCUGACGGAUCCGAAUGAAAUGGCCGUCAAGCUGAUGAAAGAUUUGAGCGCCACGAAAAAGCACAAAUCUCGCUUCAUCUUGCGAAUGUUACCGAUACAGGCGGUAUGCCGUGCGAACCUAAAGGAUAUCAUCGAUGCUGUGGGGCGACUGAGCGAUCUUUUCUUUCUGAAGGAACCGAAAACGUACGCUGUCAUCUUUAACCGGCGGCUUAACAAUGAUCUUUCCCGGGAUGAUGUUAUACGCGAAGUGGCAGAGCUCAUCACGACCAAGAAUGCGGGCAACAAGGCGAACCUCAAAUGUCCCCAACUGGCGGUAAUCGUGGAAGUUAUCAAGGGACUAUGUUGUAUCGGAAUUCUUCCCGACUACUACCAGCUGCGGAAGUACAAUCUUGUGGAGCUAGUCGCUCAACAGAGUACAGCAUCCGCCAUGCCGGUAAAGGGAGAUGACUCGAAGGCGGAAGAGGAGAGCACGCAAAAAUCACAGGAAGCGGAAGAUAAGCUGAUUCCAACAGCCGAGCAGCAUAUCGAAACUUCCGGACAGGAUAAGGUGACGGUAGAGUAA